UGGGGGUUGUUGCAGAGACAGCAUUGAGCAGGGGGAUCUGAAAGCAGAGGCAACCUGGACUUGUCGGACAGCUGAAGGAAGACUCCAUUUCUGCUUUCUUUUCCUUGAUUUUUUUUUUCUUUUUUUACCCCCCUCCCCUUUCAACUCUGCUUUUCCACAGAGGGGGACAACUACAGGAGGCAGUGGUGUGGCACCAUUUGAAGCCAAAAGCAGCCCCACCAGAGGAGACAACACUUCUCUGAACUUUCCUCAUGCUUGGAGAAAGAGUGUGGAAGUAAUCUGCCAGGCGAGGCCCCAUUAGGCUGCUUUUCACGGGAGUCGACACUCGAGCUGCCAUUUGAAGACCCCUCCUGACCUGGAAUCGAAAAAAAAAAACCGAAUUUCCAAAAAAGAACCUUCAUUCUUUUUUUUUUUUUCUUUUUUUUUUUGCACAUCCAGGACAUAACAAACUUCUCAGGGCUUACAGGUUCAAAUCAUUUUGAUUGGCCAACUUUAAAGAUUCACUCAUACCACUAUUGACAAACUUUGUUACGGGACUGUUUUUGUGAAAAAUUGGCAAAUUUUUUUUUACACUCGUCUCGGAUUUCAUUUUACUCUUUUAACUAGGACUGGACAAAAUCUGCCCUGAUUUUUAGAAGCUGCAUUGACCAAAUACAGGAUAAAGUUUAUCUGCCGCUUAUAUUUUACGGGACAGGGAAAUUUUUCUCCGCAACUGCAAGAAGGAAAAAUUGACAGAUUUGUGUCCCUUUCGUUUCUUUUCUGUUGGGGCUGCUCACUGUUACUCUGAUAUCAUCUUGUGAAGAUUAGCGAAGAAAAGUCAAAAUUUUUUUGUGUGAAAUUUUCGAAUGCACGUCAGAUUUCUUUUACGGAAGGGAAAUUAUUGAACUGUUCGAUAUAAACAAUUUUAACACACGGGAUUAUUGCUGUGCCAACUGCUAAUGGUCAGGCGACGUUACACUCUGAAGGACGUUCUAAAUCUGGGAUCUUCUUUGACCUCAUUCAGCUCUCCUUUGACCCCACCUCAGCCCUGUUCUUUUCAGAUCUGAGCGGCGAGAAGUUGUGAAAGUCACAUUGGCUGACUGAUUGUUUCUCCUCCACUUUGGGUGCAGAGAACAGGUCAAACUUGUUUGCUCAGCUCGGAGGUGCAGAAAGGGGGAGAAAAAUCGGCUUCAUUUGUUUCUUUAGUCGGGUUGCUUUUUGUUUUCCUUGCUUCUUCAAAAAGGAGAAGGCGACACCUUGGCCUCACUGGCCUUUCUGACGGUGACAACAAAUCCCCUCGGCUUUAGCGGUGCGGUGCAGGAGAAGGGGGGGAUUGAGAGAGAGAGAGAGAGAGAGAGAGGCCGGGCUGUUCGCCUCAGGAAGACCUGGCUGUAAUUCAUUGUUUCCUGUGGAAGACGGAUCAGAUCCGCUUCUUCACACUGGCACCCUGCCUCAACCAAAGUCCAAGGGCCGCGUGUUGGGGGGCUGCUCGGCGACGUCAGGGAUCUACGGGUCAGCGGGCCCUUUCUGUUCCUUCUAAGAAUUUGCUGAAAACGUUGGAGAGCCGUGCUGGAUCUCUAGGACUGCACUUCAAUUCCUCAGGGGAGAGAGAUGGCCAUGGUGAGCGGCGGAUGGGGUGACCCAAACGGAGACACAAACGGCCUGGGAGAUAAGGGGUACCUGCGCGAGGAUGACGAUGGGUCCCCUCAGGCCGGUGGCAGCGACGUGGAGCCCGGCGAGGAUGACAAGGGCUGUGUGGUGGACUGCGUGGUGUGCGGGGACAAGUCGAGCGGGAAACAUUAUGGAGUCUUCACCUGUGAGGGCUGCAAGAGCUUCUUCAAGAGGAGCAUCCGACGCAACCUCAACUAUACCUGCAGGUCCAACCGGGACUGCCAGAUUGACCAGCACCAUCGUAAUCAAUGCCAGUACUGCCGACUGAAAAAGUGUUUCCGAGUUGGGAUGCGCAAAGAAGCAGUACAACGAGGUCGUAUCCCGCCUUCACACUCGGGAAUUAGCCCCACCUCUACGCCAGGUGGUGGGGGCGGUGGUGGCGGAGGGGAGUACUUCAACGGGCAGCCUGUGUCGGAGCUCAUAUCCCAGCUGCUGAGGGCCGAGCCUUACCCAAGCAGCCGCUUCGGCUCCCAGUACAGCCAGCAGCACCAGCAAGGCAGCAGCGUGAUGGGCAUUGACAACAUCUGCGAACUGGCAGCACGCUUGCUCUUCAGCACCAUCGAGUGGGCACGCAACAUCCCCUACUUCCCCGAACUGCCAGUGUCGGAGCAGGUGGCACUGCUACGGCUGAGCUGGAGCGAGCUCUUUAUCCUCAACGCCGCGCAGUCCGCCCUGCCGCUGCACAUGGCGCCCCUGCUGGCUGCCGCUGGCUUCCAUGCCUCCCCGAUGUCAGCGGAGAGGGUGGUGUCCUUCAUGGAUCAGGUCCGCGUCUUUCAGGACCAAGUGGAGAAGCUCAUCCGGCUGCAGGUGGACUCAGCAGAAUACAGCUGCCUGAAGGCCAUCGCUCUGUUCUCGCCAGAUGCCUGCGGCCUGACCGACCCUGCCCACGUGGAAAGCCUACAGGAGAAAGCUCAGGUGGCCCUCACCGAAUAUGUCCGCUCACAGUACCCCGGGCAGCCCCAGCGUUUCGGACGACUCUUGCUGCGGCUGCCCGCUCUCAGGGCCGUACCCGCCUCCCUCAUUUCUCAGCUUUUUUUCAUGAGGCUGGUCGGGAAGACCCCCAUCGAGACUCUGAUUCGAGACAUGCAGCUCUCGGGAAGCUCCAUCAGCUGGCCAUACGUCUCGGGGCAGUAAUGUGUGUGACGGCCUCUGAAAACUGCCAUGAAAUAUUAAAAAACAAACAAACAAACAAACCAACAAAUCAAUGGACAGCAAUGGAAUUAUAUACCUCCACUUUAUUUUUGUUCUGGUACUUGAUGCCUAAUGUCUGCUGCAGUUUAGUAAAAGAGUAAGAAUUAUAUUAGAUUAUAUCGUUCAUAUUUGUAGCAGGUGCAGAAUGUAAUUGUGCGACUAACUUUGCAAUUACAUAGUGUAUUAAAAAAGUAUAAAGGCUA
Molecule: messenger RNA, 3044 nt
Organism: Polypterus senegalus (gray bichir)
Lineage: Eukaryota; Metazoa; Chordata; Cladistia; Polypteriformes; Polypteridae
Gene: nr2f6b
Product: nuclear receptor subfamily 2, group F, member 6b
Exons: 5
Coding region: 1591-2784 (397 amino acids)
Biological process (GO): anatomical structure development; cell differentiation; negative regulation of transcription by RNA polymerase II
Molecular function (GO): zinc ion binding; RNA polymerase II cis-regulatory region sequence-specific DNA binding; nuclear receptor activity
Source: RefSeq, a predicted model, not a curated record